AGUCGUUUGGGUUAUUUAUUUUAGGAAAAAUCUAAAGUGAAGGGAGCAUCAUCUUUGCAGAGUAUCUACUCAAAAUGAUGCUAACUAUAAGUACUAAAGGUGAGAAAACUACAUCUACACCUGCCAUGGAGCAACCAUGCCAUCGUUUUUCAAUGUCUGAGCUCAGUUCAGCAACUGAUAACUUUGAUGAAAAAUACUGCAUUGGCCAUGGGGGGUGCGGUAAGGUAUACAAAGGAAUGAUUUCUAACGGACCAACUGAUAUCUAUGCCAUUAAGCGGUUGCAUUUCAUGUCGGAUCAAGGUGAACCUGAGUUUUGGGCUGAAGUCGAGAUGCUUUCAAGGCUGCGCCAUUGUAACCUGGUGUCUUUGAUUGGAUAUUGCAAUGAGGGGAAAGAUAUGGCCCUUGUUUAUGAAUACAUGCAUAAUGGAACGCUUUCUGAUCAUCUUCACAAGAAGGGUACACACCUGACUUGGUCUCAACGACUCAAGAUAUGCAUAGGAGCUGCACGAGGUCUAGAUUACCUUCACAUUGGCACUGGCACACGACAUGGUGUCAUACACCGUGAUGUGAAAACUACCAACAUUUUGUUGAAUGAAAAUUAUGUUGCCAAGAUUGCAGACUUUGGAUUGGCUAAAAUAGGACCGACAAAUCAGACACAUACAUAUGUUAGCACCAAAGUCAAAGGCACCUUCGGAUAUAUGGAUCCAAAUUAUUUUUACACAGGUAGACUGACAAGAAAAUCUGAUGUCUAUGCCUUUGGUGUUGUAUUGCUUGAGGUGUUGUGUGGAAGGCCUGCUUUGGACAAGAGUUUGGAUGAGGGUUUAGCGGUGUGGGCUCAAGACCUAAUUAAACAAGGAAAAGUCACUCAGAUUAUUGAUUCUAGAUUGAAGAACCACAUUUCAAAGAGUUCUUUGAAGGAAUUCUCCCGUAUUGUAGUUCGAUGUUUGCUUAGUCAUCCGGAUCAACGGCCGACAAUGAGUGAGGUUGUUGGCAGUCUUAACAUGGCAUUAUCAUUCCAAGAAAAAAAGGCAUCUUCUGCCCAAGGAGGGAUCACCGUCAGGAAAGUAUGGUCAUUGCUUUCACUUAAAGGAGAUUUUGAACUUAAAAGCUCAGAGAGGAUUGAGCUUUCACUUAAAGGAGAUUUUGAACUUAAAAGCUCAGAGAGGAUUGAAAGUAAGGAUCAGCUUCCUGCAAUAGAGAGCCUCCAGAUUGUUGGAGAUGCAAAUCCUGGAGGAAAGUUACAAGUGUUGGGCUUUGCAGUCAAUAAAGUUUCUUUCCUGUUCCAAUGGAUUCACCAUUCACCUGAUGGGUCUAUUGAAUACAUAAAAGGUGCAACUAGCCCGACAUAUACGGUUUCAUUAAAUGACUUAGGUACCCACCUUUGUGUGCAUGCUAUGCCGGUGGAUAAAAAGGGACGAGUUGGCAAACUUUAUAGUUGCUUUGCCAACAACGGGCAUUUUAUUGGUGAGAAUGUUAGCGUACCAGUUUCUAGCGUUGUAAAUGAAGAACAAUAUGAUAAUAAUGAUUCUAGCGUUGUAAAUGAAGACCAAUAUGAUAAUAAUGAUUCGCUUCCUUCAAUAGAGAGCCUCCAGAUUGCUGGAGAUGCAAGUCCUGGAGGAAAAUUACAAGUGCGGGGCCUCACAAUCAAUGGUACAGUUUCUUGCAUGUUUCAAUGGGUACGCCAUUUAACAGAAGGAUCAAUUGAAUACAUCGAAGGCGCAACCAGCCCAACAUAUACCGUUGCGUUAGAUGACUUAGGUACCCGCAUUGGUGUAGAAGCUAUGCCUUUGGAUAAAAACAGACGCCCUGGCGAAAUAUAUUGCUGCUUUGCCAACAAUGGACUUUUAAUCGGAGAGUGUUAGCGUAUGGAGUUUCAGGAUUGUAACCGAAGUUGAAGCAUAUGAAACAAUGCCUCCAGAAAGACAAUAUGCAAUUAAUUAUCCGCUUCCUUCAAUAGAGUUGGAGAAGCAUAACCCGGUGGUAAAUGGUACAUAUAGUUUCUUGCAUGCUCGAACGGAUUCACCAUUUACAUAAUUAAAGAUGAUGUGAAUACAUAGAAGUUGGCCCAACCAGCCCAACGUAUACAGUUGUAUUUGUAUUGGAUAACAUAGGUACCCCCGUGGUGUAGAAGUGUCGUGUG
Helianthus annuus (common sunflower) is the source of this 2140-nucleotide messenger RNA. RefSeq names its product probable serine/threonine-protein kinase PBL6. Gene Ontology annotation, biological process: protein autophosphorylation. The transcript has a single exon. Gene Ontology annotation, molecular function: transmembrane receptor protein tyrosine kinase activity; ATP binding. Gene Ontology annotation, cellular component: plasma membrane; plasmodesma. The record is from RefSeq and is a predicted model, not a curated record. The coding region runs from base 75 to 1862 and encodes 595 amino acids. Lineage: Eukaryota; Viridiplantae; Streptophyta; Magnoliopsida; Asterales; Asteraceae.